AUGGCGCCCACUGACAAGAAACCGACUGAAGCACCCAUAAAUUGCAAGAUACUCCUCAUAGGAAACUCUUCAGUCGGCAAGAGCAGCCUGCUUCUACGCUUCUCUGACGAGCAGUGGCUUCCCGAGGAUGAGUCUAGUGCCACAAUCGGUGUAGACUUUCGUGUUCACAAAAUGGACAUCAAAGGGAAGAAGGUGAAGCUCAGUAUAUGGGACACCGCUGGGCAAGAACGGUUCCGCACUAUAACGUCUUCGUACUACAGGGGAGCGCAGGGUGUCAUCCUCGUCUACGACGUCUCAAGUCGAGAAUCAUUUGAUGCAUUACCACGGUGGUACUCUGAGCUCGAAACAUAUGUUUCUGAUUCGGUCGUAAAGAUUCUCGUCGGAAACAAAGUGGACAAGGAAUUCUCCCGACAGGUGUCUACAUCGGAGGCGAAAGCUUUCGCUGAUCGGAUGAACUCUUUAUUCAUCGAAGCUUCAGCGAAGACUGCAGUAGGUGUGAAAGAGACCUUCACCGAAGUCGUUGAGAAGAUUCUCGACACGCCGGAGCUCUGGUCACCCGAAACGAACAAGCCCUCACGCGAAGCUAACGGCAAGUCGAUGCCCGGGGGUAAUCUUCAAUUGAGUCACGAAGAUACCAGCGAGGGGGGAGGAUGCGCUUGCUGA
Messenger RNA from Pleurotus ostreatus (oyster mushroom), 663 nucleotides. RefSeq lists its product as uncharacterized. Lineage: Eukaryota; Fungi; Basidiomycota; Agaricomycetes; Agaricales; Pleurotaceae. Gene Ontology annotation, molecular function: GTP binding; GTPase activity. The record is from RefSeq and is a predicted model, not a curated record. The transcript has 5 exons. Gene Ontology annotation, biological process: regulation of exocytosis; protein secretion. Bases 1 to 663 code for a protein of 220 amino acids.